This is a messenger RNA of Menidia menidia (Atlantic silverside), 1703 nucleotides long. The record is from the annotation of a GenBank genome assembly. NCBI's taxonomy places the organism in Eukaryota, Metazoa, Chordata, Actinopteri, Atheriniformes, Atherinopsidae.
UUGUACCACACACAUUGGAGAACUACACCAGCGGAAAACAUAUAAACAGCUUCUUAACAUUCCAGCAAAGAUAACCUGCCCUGACAAAAGGAUUACUUUUGGCUCUGGCAAAAACAUUUUUACAAUUUUUUUUUCUACUUGUGUGAAGUUCACAUGGCGAUCAGAGCACAGAUGGAAUGGAACUGCAUUGUGUCUCUUCUGGUCAUCUGUUCCAUCAACAAGCUGCCGGUGGUGGCAACGUCAGAGCAUCUCACCCAUGUGAAUGAAGUUCAGCAGCAGAACCUAAUUGCGAAGGCCCAGUACCAGUGUUUCCAGAGGAUCAUCAAGGAGACACACCAAAAAACGAAAAAAAAUGGGCUGGUGUGCAACGCGACAUGGGAUGGAUGGCUGUGCUGGGAUGAAGCAGAAGCUGGAGUGAAAGAACAAAACUGUCCAGGCUACUUCAGUGAUUUUGACACUCAAGUGAUGGCAUCCAAAGUCUGCACAGAGACAGGAGAAUGGGGACGCCACCCAUCAAGCAACAGAACGUGGACGGACUAUACAAACUGCAAUUCCAAUUCUACGAAUCAUGGGAGGCAGGCAGCAAUGACUCACUUUUACUUGAUCAUGAUUGGGCACGGACUGUCACUGCUCUCCCUCCUCAUAUCGUUGGCAAUAUUUUUCUAUUUCAAGAGUUUAAGCUGCCAGAGGAUAACCCUUCAUAAAAACCUGUUCCUCUCUUUUGUGCUGAACUCGGUUGUUACCGUUGCAUGGUUUUCGGUAAAUAAAGAGGAUUCCGCCAGCUGCAAGCUGCUUGCAUUCAUUCAAAUGUAUAUAAUGAGCUGUAACUACUUCUGGAUGCUUUGCGAGGGCAUCUACCUGCACACCCUGAUCGUGGUGGCCGUGUUUGCAGAAAAACAGCAUCUGAUGUGGUAUUAUUUGCUGGGAUGGGGUUUUCCACUUGUGCCGGCAGUCAUAUAUUCAAUAGCACGUCACUGCUACUACAACGAUAAAUGCUGGGUCAGCUCCGCUACUGCCUUGCUGUACGUUAUUCAUGCUCCCAUCUGUGCUGCAUUAGUGGUGAAUUUUUUCUUCCUGCUGAACAUCGUCCGGGUUCUCAUCACCAAGCUCAGAGUUACUCACCAAGCGGAGUCCAGCCUCUACAUGAGGGCCGUGAGGGCCACCCUCAUCCUCAUCCCGCUGCUCGGCAUCCAGUAUGUCCUUCUCGCGUACAAACCCAACGAUCACUGGAUAUUCGAAAUCUACCUGUACGUCAUGAACAUCCUCAUGCAUUACCAGGGUCUCUUGGUAUCUACAAUAUUCUGCUUCUUCAACGGAGAGGUACAGACGGUUCUGAGGAGACACUGGAACCUGCAGAGGAUGCAGUUUGCGGGCACUUUUGCAAACGCUGACUUCUUCCGCCCAACUUCUUAUGUGGCAUCCUCGCUCACAGAGGUCCACCGCUGCUAUAGCAUUGAAAGCCACACGGAGCACACGAACGGCAAGGGCUACCCAGACAUAUUCAGAUCGGACAGCCCCUUCGUGUGAAGGCAAAAAGGUCAGCGCUCAGCUCCCGAAGCUCCCAAAGAUGAAUGUUUUAUAAGGGCUACGUCUCUGGUCACGGCGACUACAUUCAAACUCUUUCUUUUUUUUUUCUAUCUCCAAUGCAAUAAUACACAUAUUCUGCUUUUUUUUUUCAUGAGUCUGUAAGAAACAUGAGGGGG